This is a messenger RNA of Moesziomyces antarcticus, 2082 nucleotides long. RefSeq names its product L-methionine transporter. Gene Ontology annotation, molecular function: L-amino acid transmembrane transporter activity. The record is from RefSeq and is a predicted model, not a curated record. Gene Ontology annotation, cellular component: membrane. The transcript has a single exon. Gene Ontology annotation, biological process: amino acid transmembrane transport. The coding region runs from base 1 to 2082 and encodes 693 amino acids. Lineage: Eukaryota; Fungi; Basidiomycota; Ustilaginomycetes; Ustilaginales; Ustilaginaceae.
AUGUCGGCCGACCCCGUGGGUGCUGCCAUCGCGCUCGCUGGGGUUCCCGAUGAGCCUGCCUCGCUCCACUCGAGCGCGCUGCGUCCCUCCAUAGACUCGAGUGCAGGCAAUGCAUCGAAAGCAAAGGCUAGCUCCGACAGCAUCCCACUCCCAGAGGAAGAUCAGGACGAAGACGACUUUGUGGUGUUCGAGGACCGCAACACCCUCCCUGCCCCUCACCUCGCACGAGGCGAGCCGGACGACGUCGCAGCCUCGCAAGACGACUUGCGGCGCCCUUCAGAAGAAGAUCAAGCAGGCUCAAACUUCAAAGCGCUCGCCAGAGCGAGCGUUGAAAGCUUAUCGUUUGGAUACCGCGAUCACCUGCUGCCGCUCAGUCUUAGUGGAGGUGCAGACGACACUUUUGCUAGCGACUAUGGAGACGUGGAAUCAUCGGUCUCUGCGGCUGGUGCCUCGGGACCGGGCAGAAGGAAUGCUUCGCGGUCGCGGUCGAGACGGCAUACGCGCAACUAUUCGCGCGACCGGGUGGCCGAGCGCAGAGUGACGCUCAUCGACGGCAUUGCGCUCACCAUUGGCGUUCAGAUCGGCUCGGGCAUCUUCUCAUCUCCAGGCGUCGUCACGCUCAACACUGGCAGCAUCGGCGCAUCGAUCGUCAUCUGGCUGCUCUCGGGUCUGCUCGCAUGGAGCGGAGCCUCUUCGUUUGCCGAGCUCGGUGCGUCGAUCCCACUCAAUGGCGGCUCGCAGGCGUACCUCAACUACUCGUUUGGCCCGCUCUCGGCGUUCCUGUACACGUGGUCGGCGCUGACGGCGCUCAAGCCCGGUGCGGGUGCGAUCAUCGCCACGAUCUUUGGCGAGUAUGUGGCGCGCAUCCUCUUCCACGCCACGGGCAAGGCGACCGACCACCCGCACGAGACUGGGCUCGACGGCAUCCCCGGCUGGUCGAUCAAGCUGCUUGCGAUAGCGAUCGCAGCGUUGAUCACGGCGGCGCACGCAUUCUCCAACAAGCUCGGCACGCGCACGCAGAUCGCCACCACCGUCGUCAAGCUGCUUGCGCUCACGGCAGUGCCCAUCUUGGCGAUCGUGCAGGCGGCGCGGGGAAAGACAUCGCCCAGCUCGCAGCAGGCGUUUUCGAGCCUGGCCAACCUGUUCGAGGGCAGUGCUACGUCGCCAUCGUCGUAUGCCUUGGCGCUGUACAGCGGGCUGUGGGCGUUUGAUGGGUGGGACCAGUCGUGCUUUGUGGCGGGAGAGAUGAAGCGCGUCGAAAAGGAUCUUCCGCGCGUGAUUCACAUCAGCCUGGCGACGGUGAUCUUGAUCUUCCUGUCGGCGGUGGUGUCGUACUUUGUGGUGCUGCCGGCGGAGCUGGUGAAGCGCACCAAUACGGUGGCGCUCGACUUUGGCAGUGCGAUCUUUGGCACGGUGGGCGGGAUUGUGUUUGCGUUCCUCGUGGCGUUUUCGUGCUUCGGGGCGCUCAAUGGGCAAAUCUACACCACGGCUCGGCUCAUCAUGGCCGCUUCGCGCGAGGGAUACCUACCGGAGAAGUUGGGCGAGGUUAAUCGACGCACGGGCACGCCCGUAGCAGCAUUGGCGCUGCAGCUCGUGCUGAUUGCGGCAUUUGUGCUGUUCGGAAGUGGGUUUGCAUCGCUCGUCAACUUUUACGGCGUCUGCAGCUGGGCAUUCUACCUGGCGUCGGUAUUGGGUCUGUUGGUGCUCAGGAUCAAAGAGCCCAACUUGGUGCGACCGUACAAGACGUUUUUGGGAACGCCGAUUCUGUUUGCAGCGGUCGCACUAUUUUUGCUGCUCAUGCCGAUAGGGAGUGCUCCGCUAGAGGGUCUGGCUGCACUGCUGUUCAUUGCGGCAGGCGUGCCGGUCUAUUACCUCACACAGGCCAGUGCAGGUUGGACCACCAGCAAUCCGAUCCUGGCCAAGCUCAGGGCGAGAAUGGGUGGCAACCGCGCCGGAGAUGUGUACGACGGAAGGGGUCAGCAUGUGCCGCUAGCCACCUCGGAUGGAAACGACGUGAAUGACGACGAGGAACACAUAGAAAUGCUGCCCUCGUCGCCCGAACCCAAGCGCGACUCACUUUGA